GGCGCUUUCAAAGGCACUUGGAGGAGCGCAGCCAUUCUUCGAGCCGCCGAGAAAACCAGGGAGGAGAGAGCGGGGGCAAGGUUGCAGAACUGCAUCCCGGAGGGAGGCAGGGUGGGGGCGGCGGAGAGUUACCCCCCCCCCCAUCCUGUAGGUGGCAUUCCCGAGCUACAAGGUGAGGUAGGGCUAGGAAGGUGGCCGAGAGCUGGGUCGUGGAGUCUGGGGAGGUAACAGCUGUAGACACCGCCCCCCCUCCCCCCGCCAACUCCUAGUGCUCUGGGGGGUUGGGUGCGCCCUCUCCCUUCGCUAUCUCUCCGGGGCAGACUCUCCGUUUCCCGGUCUGGGAGUCUUGGGGUGCAUUAUUCUCAGCGUGGGGCGGGAGGGGCGAGCGCAAAAGGAAGCUUGGGGUAGGAGAGUGCAGGCAGGGGAGAAACAGAAGGGCUGCCCCCUUUCCUUUGCAGCCGGGGCGCACCGCUCCGCAGGCGGGGCCCUAGCCAGCAGCAUCCCCCACACGUGCCGCCCUGCAGUGGGGGACUGGACUACCUGGAUCCCUUCCAGUUGAGUCUGCGCCGGGCCAGCCUAAACUCCAGGUUUUCGUUUUGAUUGCCUGUGAGGCUUUUGCUCCUCCCUUCCUGAAAUCCUAUAUUAACUGUGGCCAAAGCUGUAAGAAACAUAGCUCAUUGUUGGCAAAUGCCGAUGAGCCUCGCUGAGGAGUAAGGGGAAGGGAAGGGGGAAAAUAAAGAGAAAGGGGCUUGGGUUUUCAGGCGAAGCAGCAGCAACAGCAGCAGCAGCAGCAAGAAGACGACAGCAAUAAUAUCACGUAACCGACCUUGGAGGAAACCAGGAAAAUACUCUAUAUGCAGCUGGGCGUUUUUUAAACCGAGCGAUUCUACCAACAACCUUCUGAGCAGAAAGAGCAAAGACCGGAGAAGGGUUGGAAAUGGCUGACCACAUGAUGGCCAUGAACCACGGGCGCUUCCCCGAUGGCACCAACGGGCUGCAUCACCACCCUGCUCAUCGGAUGGGAAUGGGUCAGUUUCCAAGCCCCCAUCACCACCACCAGCAACAACAACAACACGCCUUCAAUGCCUUAAUGGGCGAGCAUAUACACUAUGGCGCUGGGAAUAUGAAUGCCACUAGCGGGAUCAGACAUGCGAUGGGGCCAGGGACUGUGAAUGGGGGACACCCCCCCAGCACUAUGCCCCCCACGGCCAGAUUUAACAACUCCCAGUUCAUGGGGCCCCCAGUUGCUAGCCAGGGAGGCUCCUUACCGGCCAGCAUGCAGCUGCAGAAGCUAAACAACCAGUAUUUCAACCAUCACCCUUAUCCCCACAACCACUAUAUGCCGGAUUUGCACCCUGCAAGCCACCAGAUGAACGGGACGAACCAGCAUUUCAGAGAUUGCAACCCAAAGCACAGCAAUAGCAGCGGCAACAGCGGCGGUAGCAGCAGCAACAGCAGCAGCAGCAGCAGCAACAUGCCUUCCUCGGUUCCCCACGUCCCUGCUGCGAUGCUGCCUCCCAAUGUCAUAGACACUGACUUCAUAGACGAGGAAGUGCUCAUGUCCUUAGUGAUAGAAAUGGGUUUGGACCGCAUCAAGGAGCUGCCUGAGCUCUGGCUGGGACAAAACGAGUUUGAUUUUAUGACGGACUUCGUGUGCAAACAGCAACCUAGCAGAGUGAGCUGCUGACUUAAUUUAAACAACAACAACCACCACCACCACAACCACAGCAACAACAACAACCACAACAACAAAAGAAACAGACCCGACUUUUUCGGUGUGAAUUAAAAACAUUCCCUUAGACACAGUAUCUCGCUUUUCAGGUCUUGAACGGUUUGAGAACUUGGAAAACAGAGUAAACUAUAAAACUUGUACAAAUUGGUUUAAAAAAAUUGCUGCCACUUUUUUGUUUUUCUGUUUUGUUUUUUGUAGCCUUGACAUUCACCUCCCUUAUGUAGUAGUAAUAUCUAGCUAACUCGGUCUUUUCUGUUGUUUUUACUCCUUAUUUCCUCACUUAAUUUCUACAGUGCUCAACUGUUAGAUAUUAAUCUUGGCAAACUGCUUAAUCUUGUGGAUUUUGUAGAUGGUUUCAAAUGACUGAACUGCAUUCAAAUUAUGAGUGGAAGGAAAAAUUGCAUUAGUUGGUUGCAUGAACUUUGAAGGGCAGAUAUUACUGCACAAACGCUGCCAUCUCGCUUCAUUUUUAACUAUGCAUUGGAGUACAGACUAAUUUUAAAAAUAUGCUAAACUGGAAGUUUAAACAGAUGUGGGCCAAACCAUUCUGGAUCAGGAAAAGUAAUACUGUUACUUUAAAGUCUGCUACCCAUCCCCCUCCCCCAUAUGUACAGACAAUAAUAUGGUGUGGAAUGUAGUCAGUGGCAACAUUUCACAGAUUUUUAUUUUGUUUCUGUCUUCAACAUUUUUGACACUGUGCUAAUAGUUUAUUCAGUACAUGAAAAAGAUACUACUGUGUUGAAAGCUUUUUAGGAAAUUUUGACAGUAUUUUUGUACAAAACAUUUUUUUGAAAAAAUACUUGUUAAUUUAUUCUAUUUUAAUUUGCCAAUGUCAAUAAAAAGUUAAGAAAUA
Molecule: messenger RNA, 2585 nt
Organism: Dromiciops gliroides (monito del monte)
Lineage: Eukaryota; Metazoa; Chordata; Mammalia; Microbiotheria; Microbiotheriidae
Gene: CITED2
Product: Cbp/p300 interacting transactivator with Glu/Asp rich carboxy-terminal domain 2
Exons: 2
Coding region: 938-1687 (249 amino acids)
Biological process (GO): sex determination; left/right pattern formation; regulation of DNA-templated transcription
Cellular component (GO): nucleus
Source: RefSeq, a predicted model, not a curated record